This is a messenger RNA of Ostreobium quekettii, 423 nucleotides long. Lineage: Eukaryota; Viridiplantae; Chlorophyta; Ulvophyceae; Bryopsidales; Ostreobiaceae. The record is from the annotation of a GenBank genome assembly.
AUGGAAUGGGGCCUUUUGAAAGAGAAGAUGGCCCCUUUUGUGUUGUAUGUGAGACUAAAAGGCAGUCACUGUGUGCGAAGAUACAAUGAACGGUGCGUUACGGGGAAGAGAAUCGGUUUUCUUUUGGGUUGUGGGGCUGGGAAGUAUCGUGGGCCGCGAAGCCACCACUUUGGAAGGACGGUGGCCUUUGAAGGGUACGAUGAACUUGUCGCUGCAGGUGAAGAUUCAACAACGAAUGGUGCUGAGUGGUGCUGUGUGGUUGUACAACUCGUGUUACUGCACCUUGCUUUUGCUCGCCAAGUGUGUGGUCUGGACACCUCUCCCUCCUGUGCAAGUUGGCCAGCUGGGAUCUUGAGUGGCCAGCAUCGUACCUGCCUGCAAGGCAUUGUCAGGCAACAGCUGGAGUGCAUGACCCCUCAGUAG